Molecule: messenger RNA, 1526 nt
Organism: Euleptes europaea (tarantolino)
Lineage: Eukaryota; Metazoa; Chordata; Lepidosauria; Squamata; Sphaerodactylidae
Gene: RUVBL1
Product: RuvB like AAA ATPase 1
Exons: 11
Coding region: 18-1388 (456 amino acids)
Biological process (GO): chromatin remodeling; regulation of transcription by RNA polymerase II; box C/D snoRNP assembly
Cellular component (GO): Ino80 complex; NuA4 histone acetyltransferase complex; R2TP complex
Molecular function (GO): ATP hydrolysis activity; ATP binding; DNA helicase activity
Source: RefSeq, a predicted model, not a curated record
CCGUCUUGGUUACCGGGAUGAAGAUCGAGGAGGUGAAGAGCACCUCGAAGACUCAGCGCAUCGCCGCGCACAGCCAUGUCAAGGGCCUGGGGCUGGACGAGAGCGGGACGGCCAAGCCCGCAGCUGCCGGGCUGGUCGGGCAGGAAAACGCCCGGGAGGCUUGUGGUAUUAUUGUGGAAUUGAUCAAAAGCAAGAAGAUGGCUGGCAGAGCUGUAUUACUGGCAGGACCUCCUGGGACUGGCAAGACUGCUUUGGCUCUAGCUAUUGCUCAGGAGUUGGGUAGUAAGGUUCCCUUUUGCCCUAUGGUUGGAAGUGAGGUGUACUCUACAGAGAUAAAGAAAACAGAAGUCUUGAUGGAAAACUUCAGAAGAGCAAUUGGGUUGAGAAUAAAAGAAACCAAGGAAGUUUAUGAAGGUGAAGUCACAGAACUAACUCCUUGUGAGACUGAGAACCCUAUGGGAGGAUAUGGCAAAACCAUUAGUCAUGUCAUUAUAGGGCUCAAAACUGCAAAAGGAACAAAACAGCUAAAGGUAGACCCCAGCAUCUUUGAAAGUUUGCAAAAGGAAAGAGUGGAAGCUGGCGAUGUGAUUUACAUUGAAGCAAACAGUGGAGCUGUCAAGAGGCAAGGCAGAUGUGACACCUAUGCAACUGAAUUUGACCUUGAGGCUGAAGAAUAUGUUCCCUUGCCGAAGGGUGACGUCCACAAGAAGAAAGAAAUUAUUCAGGAUGUCACACUGCAUGACUUGGACGUGGCCAAUGCCCGGCCUCAGGGUGGGCAGGAUAUCCUCUCCAUGAUGGGACAGUUGAUGAAGCCUAAGAAAACUGAAAUCACAGACAAGCUCCGAGGAGAGAUCAACAAGGUGGUAAAUAAAUACAUUGAUCAAGGCAUUGCUGAGCUAGUCCCUGGUGUGCUCUUUGUGGAUGAGGUUCACAUGCUGGAUAUUGAGUGCUUCACAUAUUUGCACCGAGCACUGGAAUCUUCUAUUGCUCCGAUUGUCAUCUUUGCUUCCAACCGGGGGAACUGUGUAAUCAGGGGUACAGAAGAUAUACUCUCUCCUCAUGGAAUACCUCUGGACCUUCUGGACAGGGUGAUGAUAAUUAGGACUAUGCUGUAUACACCCCAAGAAAUGAAACAGAUCAUAAAGCUUCGCGCCCAAACAGAAAGUAUUAAUAUCAGUGAGGAAGCACUGAACCAUCUUGGGGAAAUUGGUACCAAAACGACUUUAAGGUACGCUGUGCAGUUACUCACGCCAGCCAAUCUGCUAGCAAAAAUAAAUGGAAAAGACAGCAUAGAAAAGGAACAUAUUGAAGAAAUAAAUGAACUGUUCUAUGAUGCUAAAUCAUCAGCAAAAAUCCUGGCUGAUCAACAGGAGAAAUACAUGAAGUGAAGCCAUUUGUUCCCCUUUUGUAGUCUUAAGAGUCUCAUUUUAACUCAAAGUGCUUGAAAGAAAAGCAAGCAAGAGAAAUGUUGAUUUUCAACUGAGAAGUAUGUGAAUACAAAAACACACUUUCAUAGUGGGAUGUAG